Acanthosepion pharaonis is the source of this 1692-nucleotide messenger RNA. NCBI's taxonomy places the organism in Eukaryota, Metazoa, Mollusca, Cephalopoda, Sepiida, Sepiidae. The record is from the annotation of a GenBank genome assembly.
AUGUCAUUCCCUUUCUUUCUUCUCCUUACAAUAUUUCUUUCUUUCUUUCUUUCUUUCUUUCUUUCUUUCUUUCUUUCUUUCUUUCUUUCUUUCUUUCUUUCUUUCUCAUCUUCUGCCUUUUUCUUUCUUUCUUCUCCUUUUUAUAAUAUUUUUCUUUCUUUCAUUCUUUCUUUCUUUCUUUUUCAUCUUAUGUCAUUUCCUUUCUUUCUUCUCCUUACAAUAUUUCUUUCUUUCUUUCUUUCUUUCUUUCUUUCUUUCUUUCUUUCUCAUCUUCUGCCUUUUUCUUUCUUUCUUCUCCUUUUUUAUAAUAUUUUUCUUUCUUUUUCAUUCUUUCUUUCUUUCUUUUUUCAUCUUAUGUCAUUUCCUUUCUUUCUUCUCCUUACAAUAUUUCUUUCUUUCUUUCUUUCUUUCUUUCUUUCUUUCUUUCUUUCUUUCUUUCUUUCUCAUCUUCUGCCUUUUUCUUUCUUUCUUCUCCUUUUUAUAAUAUUUUUCUUUCUUUCAUUCUUUCUUUCUUUCUUUUUCAUCUUAUGUCAUUUCCUUUCUUUCUUCUCCUUACAAUAUUUCUUUCUUUCUUUCUUUCUUUCUUUCUUUCUUUCUUUCUUUCUUUCUUUCUUUCUUUCUUUCUCAUCUUCUACCUUUUUCUUUCUUUCUUCUCCUUUUAUAAUAUUUUUUUUUCUUUCAUUCUUUCUUUCUUUCUUUUUCAUCUUAUGUCAUUUCCUUUCUUUCUUCUCCUUACAAUAUUUCUUUCUUUCUUUCUUUCUUUCUUUCUUUCUUUCUUUCUUUCUUUCUUUCUUUCUUUCUUUCUCAUCUUCUGCCUUUUUCUUUCUUUCUUCUCCUUUUUAUAAUAUUUUUCUUUCUUUCUUUCUUUCUUUCUUUCUUUCUUUCUUUCUUUCUUUCUUUCUUUUUCAUCUUAUGUCAUUUCCUUUCUUUCUUCUCCUUACAAUAUUUCUUUCUUUCUUUCUUUCUUUCUUUCUUUCUUUCUUUCUUUCUUUCUUUCUUUCUUUCUCAUCUUCUGCCUUUUUCUUUCUGUCUUCUCCUUUUUAUAAUAUUUUUCUUUCUUUCAUUUUUCUUUCUUUCUUUCUUUCUUUUUCAUCUUAUGUCAUUCCCUUUCUUUCUUUUCCUUACAAUAUUUCUUUCUUUCUUUCUUUCUUUCUAUCUUUCUUUCUUUCUCCUUAUUUUAUCUUCUAUCUCUUCUUUUUGAAAUACAUUUCUUUCUUUCUUUUCCUUUUUAUAUUUCUUUCUUUCUUUUUCUCUUUAUCCCGGAGUUUUUUUGGCUUUUUCUUUAUCCAUCUACGUCAGUCAACAUUACCAUAUUUAAAUCAAUCUAUCUAUCUAUCUAUCUAUCUAUCUAUCUAUCUAUCUAUCUAUCUAUCUAUCUACGUACCCUCUCGCUCUUUCUAUUGUCCUCACUCGCUCUGCGAAUCCUUGCUGUCACCUCACCAUAUCAGAAUAAAAAUUGAACCCCUCGUUUACUUCCCUAUUCCUAAUUCUUUCUUUCUUUCUUUCUUUCUUUCUUUCUUUCUUUCUUUCUUUCUUUCUUUCUUUCUUAGCGGAAUCCGUUAUGGGAGGGGAAAAUAUGUUAAGUAUCAGCGGGUAACCGUGCUGCGGCAUAAGUACCCGCCAUUAAUCAGAUAUUUUUCGCGCCUUUUUAUAGAAUCUGUCUGUUGCCUUAAAUGGAAGGACUUUAUUUGA